Messenger RNA from Ilex paraguariensis (yerba mate), 2911 nucleotides. The record is from the annotation of a GenBank genome assembly. NCBI's taxonomy places the organism in Eukaryota, Viridiplantae, Streptophyta, Magnoliopsida, Aquifoliales, Aquifoliaceae.
AAAAAGGCUUGCAAGGCUUGCUCUUUCUUCAUCAAAAGCCACACCCCUUCAUUGCUCUUUUGAAGCUCACUCUGUUCAUUUCAUUUCAUUUCGUUUCGUCAUUCUGCUUCUUUUAUUUUUCCAUUUGUCUCCUCCGUGCUUCAAUUGCUUUAUUUUUAGGCUGUUUUGGGAAGAUAAAGUUGGUCUGUGAAUUUGUGAAAGUGCCAUGGCCGAACGUGUUCUGACUCGAGUUCACAGCCUUCGCGAGCGUCUGGAUGCUACUCUGUCCUCUCAUCGAAAUGAGAUUUUACUGUUUCUGUCAAGAAUUGAAAGCCAUGGAAAAGGAAUCUUAAAACCACACCAGCUUCUGGCUGAGUUUGAGGCAAUCACAAACGGCGACCAGCAAAAACUGCAUGAUGGUGCAUUUGUUGAAGUUCUGAAAUCCACACAAGAAGCAAUAGUGUUGCCUCCAUGGGUUGCACUUGCUAUUCGUCUAAGGCCAGGUGUCUGGGAAUAUGUACGAGUUAAUGUUAAUGCCCUUGUUGUCGAGGAAUUGAGUGUGCCCGACUAUCUGCACUUCAAAGAAGAACUUGUGAAUGGAACCUGCAAUGGCAACUUUGUUCUGGAGUUGGACUUUGAACCAUUCACCUCAUCUUUUCCACGCCCUACUCUAACCAAGUCCAUUGGUAAUGGAGUUGAGUUCCUCAACAGGCACCUCUCUGCAAAAAUGUUCCACGACAGAGAUAGCAUGCAACCACUUCUUGAUUUUCUUCGAGUCCACCAGUACAAGGGCAAGACAAUAAUGUUGAAUGACAGAAUACAAAACCUAAAUGCUCUCCAAAAUGUUCUUAGGAAGGCAGAGGAAUAUCUCUCUACACUUGCUCCAGAGACCGCAUAUUCUGAAAUUGACCAUAAGUUCCAAGAGAUUGGCCUGGAAAGAGGGUGGGGUGACACCGCAGAGCGUGUUCUGGAGAUGAUUCAAAUGCUCUUGGACCUUCUUGAGGCUCCAGAUUCAUGCACUCUUGAGAAAUUUCUGGGGAGAAUCCCUAUGGUGUUCAAUGUUGUAAUCCUUUCUCCCCAUGGCUACUUUGCCCAAGAAAAUGUCUUGGGCUACCCCGACACUGGUGGCCAGGUUGUUUACAUUUUGGAUCAAGUUCCUGCCUUGGAGCGUGAGAUGCUUAAGCGUAUAAAGGAGCAAGGACUUGAUGUUAAACCUCGUAUUCUCAUUGUGACUCGACUUCUGCCUGAUGCAGUAGGCACCACUUGCAACCAACGUCUUGAGAAAGUAUUUGGAGCAGAGUAUUCACAUAUACUGCGAGUUCCCUUUAGAACCGAGAAGGGAAUUGUCCGCAAAUGGAUCUCUCGUUUUGAAGUUUGGCCAUAUAUGGAGACUUUCACUGAGGAUGUCGCAAAAGAAGUUGCUGCAGAGUUGCAGGCCAAGCCAGAUUUGAUCAUUGGCAACUAUAGUGAGGGUAACCUUGUUGCCUCCUUGCUUGCUCACAAAUUAGGUGUAACCCAGUGUACCAUAGCUCAUGCAUUAGAGAAAACAAAGUAUCCUGAUUCUGACAUUUAUUUGAAAAACUUCGACGAAAAGUAUCACUUCUCGUGCCAAUUUACAGCGGAUCUCAUUGCAAUGAAUCAUACUGAUUUCAUCAUCACCAGCACAUUCCAAGAAAUAGCUGGAAGCAAGGACACUGUGGGACAGUACGAGAGCCAUAUGGCCUUCACCAUGCCUGGAUUGUACAGAGUCGUCCACGGCAUUGAUGUGUUCGACCCCAAAUUUAACAUAGUCUCGCCAGGGGCAGACAUGAACCUCUACUUUCCUUACACAGAGAAGGACAAGAGAUUGACAGCACUUCACCCUGAAAUUGAGGAGCUUCUUUUCAGUGACGUUGAUAAUGAUGAACACCUGUGUGUUUUGAAAGAUCGGAAGAAGCCUAUUUUGUUCACCAUGGCUAGGUUGGAUCGUGUGAAGAACCUGACAGGACUUGUUGAAUGGUAUGCCAAGAGUCCUCGGCUCAGAGAGUUGGUCAACCUUGUUGUGGUUGGUGGAGACCGGAGGAAAGAAUCGAAAGAUUUGGAAGAGCAAGCAGAAAUGAAGAAGAUGUACGAGCUUAUUGAAACCUACAAGUUGAAUGGCCAGUUCCGAUGGAUUUCUUCCCAGAUGAACCGGGUGAGGAAUGGUGAACUCUAUCGUUACAUUGCCGACACCAAGGGAGCUUUUGUGCAACCUGCAUUUUAUGAGGCCUUUGGUUUGACCGUGGUCGAGGCCAUGACCUGUGGUUUGCCCACAUUUGCCACCGUCCACGGUGGUCCGGCCGAGAUCAUUGUACAUGGAAAGUCUGGCUUCCACAUUGAUCCUUAUCAUGGUGAGCAGGUAGCUGAGCUUCUCAUCAACUUCUUUGAGAAGUCCAAGAAAGAUCCUUCUCAUUGGGACAGUAUUUCUGCGGGAGGCCUGAAACGCAUACAGGAGAAGUUCACAUGGCAGAUUUACUCACAGAGGCUAUUGACACUGGCUGGGGUUUAUGGAUUUUGGAAGUAUGUGUCAAAGCUUGAUCGUCUUGAGAUCCGUCGCUAUCUUGAAAUGUUUUAUGCUCUCAAGUACCGUAAGUUGGCUGAAUCAGUUCCACUGGCUGUUGAGUAGAUAGAUGAUGAAGUGUCGGGCGGAUCAAGUGGAAGUUUGUGUGAGUUGUUGAAUAAAAACACACUUGAGAGAUUGUUUCCAUGAAGAGAGACAGUGAGAGGGGCUUGUGUUUUCCCGUUUCUUCUAGUUCUUUUGUUAUAUCAUUGUUUUCAAUGGUGGGUUUUGUUGUUUAUUUUUGGGCUUUUGGCUUUCUUUUUUAGUCUUUUCUGUUAUGUUAGAAAGAAGAUUGAAUAUUUGAUGUUUGGAAUUGUCAGAAUUAAUAAUAAAUAUCAAAUUUCAGUCUUUUCC